Messenger RNA from Musa acuminata subsp. malaccensis (wild Malaysian banana), 1867 nucleotides. The record is from RefSeq and is a predicted model, not a curated record. NCBI's taxonomy places the organism in Eukaryota, Viridiplantae, Streptophyta, Magnoliopsida, Zingiberales, Musaceae.
GUUUGUGCGAGAGGCGCGUACAGACUCGCCCCGCAGCGCUCGACCAUAUCUCCCGCCCCAUUUCCAACUCGCCCCCAAGGAGAACCUCCCAAUGACCUCACCCUCUCUGUGCUCUUCGCCAUUCUCUUUCUCCUCCUCUUCCCCUCUCCUCCCUCUCCCAUGCUCUCUUUUCUCCCCUUCUCUUCUCUCCCUCAGCCGAGCCGUCGCACCCCACUCCGCCCUGAACAUUGGCUCCAAGCUUAGCUAUAUGUCGCCCAAAAAAGACCGCGCUUUGGCCGCACACGACUUCUCCCGCAACGUCUCGAAGGUGGCUCCGCUCAGUUGCAAAGUCUCUUUCGGGCGUCGCGACAUUAGCUCGGAGGAAGGAUCCCGUGAAGAAAGUCCGACCGGAUUGCAGGAAAAGGAGACACCUUUGGGGAAAUCGACCUAUGGUGAUCGCAUAAUGCUGUCAUCCUUUGGCCCUCCUCUUGAUUCCUUCGGGAAUUAUGAUGCAGGGGUGUCAGAAACCAAGUUCCAGAUGACUCUCGCCGAGCUCCUCGAGAAGAGCGGAGUCACCCCCACGGCGAUUUACGGGGAUCUGGACGCCUUGAUCACUGGAGUUCAGGACGACUCUAUGGAGGUCUGCCAGGGGGAUCUCUUCAUCUCCUGUGUCGGAUCGAAGACGGAUGGCCACUUGUAUCUUACCGAGGCUUGUAACCGAGGAGCUGUAGCACUGGUGGUAGGCGAAGAGAGUGUUAAAGCUCAAAUCUUGCGCUGCGGCUGCAAUGCUGUCGUCGUAGUGAAUGCUACCGAUUCAGCGCUGCCUGUUAUUGCUGCUACAUUCUAUGGGCAUCCGUCGAGGAGCCUCUUUGUGGUCGGUGUCACGGGAACGAACGGUAAGACGACGACGACCAAUUUGGUUAGAUCUAUCUUCGAGACAAUGGGGUACGGAACAGGGCUGUUUGGCACCGUAUGCUUCUUCAUUAAUGGAGAUGAGAUGCUGGAAGCUUCCCGAACGACCCCCGACGCCGUGCCAGCCCAGAGACUGAUGGCGAAGAUGGUUCGCUCUGGUACCAAGGCACUCGUCAUGGAGACUUCUUCCGAGGGGCUGGAGCAGGGGAGGUGCAAUGAGCUAGACUUCAACGUAGCAGUCUUCACGAACCUCACCAGGGACCAUCUCGACUUCCACGGGACCAUGGAGGCGUACAAGAAGAGCAAAGGCAAGCUCUUUGCGAAGAUGGUCGACCCCAACAGGCACAGGAAGGUUGUGAACAUCGAUGACCCAAAUGCUCCAUACUUCAUCGAUCACGGGAAUGCAGAUGUUCCACUCGUUACAUUUGGAAUGCAGAACGAGAACGCCGACGUCUACCCUCUAAAGUCCGAGCUUUCAUUGUUCAAGACUAAGGUUUGGGUGAGCACGCCAAAGGGGGCACUAGAGAUCAACUCAGGGAUGCUUGGGAGGUAUAACAUCUACAACAUCCUCGCAGCCGUUGCUGUUGGGAUUGCCGUCGGCCUGAAGCUGGAGGACAUCGUGAGGGGAAUCGAGGCGGUGAAAGGGGUUGCCGGCAGGUUUGAGUUAAUUGACGAGGGGCAGCCUUUCGCCGUGAUUGUAGACUAUGCACACACACCCGAUGCUGUGUGUAGACUUCUGGAUGCUGUCCGAGAACUCAACCCACGAAGAGUUAUCACUGUCUUUGGAUGUGGCGGAGAAAGAGAUGGGGGGAAGAGGCCGCUGAUGACAAAAAUUGCAGCUGAUAAAAGUGAUGUGGUUAUUCUGACAUCAGACAAUCCAAGGAACGAAGAUCCAUCGACAAUCUUGGAUGACAUGCUAGCUGGUGUUGGAUACACAAUGCAAGAGUCCUCACCACCCGGCGGAAGCAAAAUCUAU